Molecule: messenger RNA, 306 nt
Organism: Miscanthus lutarioriparius
Lineage: Eukaryota; Viridiplantae; Streptophyta; Magnoliopsida; Poales; Poaceae
Source: the annotation of a GenBank genome assembly
AUGCUCCUCUUGUUCCUAUUGCUGCUCCAGCUGCUCCGGCUACUCCUGCUGCAGUCUCUGAUAGCACAAGUUUAUUUGUUUAAGAAGAUGCAAACAAGUAAAACAAUGGAAGCACUCAAUGAAAAGAAGAAACAAGACGAAUCAUUUUCAGUCAACAAGUGUCUCGAUGAAGUUGAUACAAUGGAACUUACUGAUGUGGAGAAGGCGUAUGCUAUGAAUAUCUUCAAAUCUAAGAUUGACAGGGAGUGCUAUCUGUGGAGGCAAUGUUGGUGGAGGCAAUAUUGGCAGAGACAAUGUUUGAAUUGA